Messenger RNA from Pipra filicauda (Wire-tailed manakin), 1388 nucleotides. RefSeq names its product zinc finger protein 501-like. The record is from RefSeq and is a predicted model, not a curated record. Gene Ontology annotation, molecular function: RNA polymerase II cis-regulatory region sequence-specific DNA binding; DNA-binding transcription factor activity, RNA polymerase II-specific. Lineage: Eukaryota; Metazoa; Chordata; Aves; Passeriformes; Pipridae. The transcript has 3 exons. Bases 1 to 1338 code for a protein of 445 amino acids. Gene Ontology annotation, biological process: regulation of transcription by RNA polymerase II.
AUGCACCGCGCAGGUGGGGGCGUGGCGAAGGGCGGGCAGGGGCCGUGGCCGCGCGCUGAUUGGCUGCGGGGCGGGUCUGUAAAGGCGGAGGGCGCGCGGAGCGAGCGCCAUUUUGGCCUCGUGGUCGGGAGUGAGCAGGACUCGCCUGCGGCCGCUGCGCUUCGCUGGCCCUUCAGGUGCUUGGAAUGUGGGAAGAGCUUCAGCCGGAGCUCCCACCUGAUCCGACACCAGCGCAUCCACACUGGGGAACGUCCCUACACGUGCGGAGAAUGUGGGAAGAGCUUCAACCGGAGUUCCAACCUGAUCCGACACCAGCACAUCCACACUGGAGAACGUCCCUACAUGUGUAAUGUUUGUGGGAAGAGCUUCACUGAAAGCUCCAGCUUAAUGCGUCACCAGCGCAUCCACACUGGGGAACGGCCCUACCCAUGUCAGGAGUGUGGGAAGAGCUUUAGGGACAGCUCCGACCUGAUCCGACACCAGCACAUCCACACUGGGGAACGUCCAUACACGUGUGGGGAAUGUUGGAAGAGCUUCAACGACAGCUCCAGCCUCCUUGCCCACUGUCGCAUCCACACCGGGGAACGGCCCUACAAGUGCUCGGAAUGUGGGAAGAGGUUUCACACCAGCUCACAUCUCCUCCUGCACCAGCGGACGCACACGGAUGAGAGGCCCUUCCGCUGCACCGACUGCGGGAAGGGCUUCAAGUACAACUCCACCCUCGUCAGGCACCGGCGCAUCCACUCCGGGGAGAGGCUCUACAAGUGCUUGGAAUGUGGGAAGAGCUUCAAGAACAGCUCCCACCUGAUCCGACACCAGCAGAUCCACACUGGGGCACGUCCCUACGCGUGUGAGGAAUGUGGGAAGAGCUUCAACCAGAGCUUCCACCUGUUCAAACACCAGCGUGUCCACACUGGGGAAUGGCCCUACAUGUGUAAUGAUUGUGGGAAGAGUUUCAGGAACAGCUCCAACCUGAUCCGACACCAGCACAUCCACACUGGGGAACGGCCCCACACAUGUGGGGAAUGUGGGAAGAGCUUCAGUGACAGCUCCAGCCUCCGCACCCACCAGCUCAUCCACACUAGGGAACAGCCCUACAAGUGCUUGGAAUGUGGGAAGAGGUUUAAGACCAGCUUCAGUCUCCUCCUGCACGAGCGGACGCACACGGAUGAGAGGCCCUUUCACUGCACCGACUGUGGGAAGGGCUUCAAGCACAACUACCACCUCAUCACCCACCAGCGCAUCCACACUGGAGAGAGGCCCUACAAGUGUGAGGAGUGUGGGAAGAGCUUCCCCCACAGCUCUACCUUGACCAAUCACCAACGGACCCACCAGUAAGGGAAGCCCUACCAGUGCCCCGACUGCGGGAAGAGCUUCGGCCGCUGCUU